This is a messenger RNA of Papilio xuthus (Asian swallowtail), 1332 nucleotides long. RefSeq names its product venom protease-like. Gene Ontology annotation, molecular function: serine-type endopeptidase activity. The transcript is spliced from 7 exons. Gene Ontology annotation, biological process: proteolysis. The record is from RefSeq and is a predicted model, not a curated record. NCBI's taxonomy places the organism in Eukaryota, Metazoa, Arthropoda, Insecta, Lepidoptera, Papilionidae. Bases 100 to 1215 code for a protein of 371 amino acids.
AGGAAAGCGUGAGUCCAGAAAUUAUAUAGGAGGUGGCAACGAACAUUGGGUGUAAUUAGUAUUGAGAAAGACACGGCGAGACGUCAACGUGCCUUCACGAUGCGUCUGCAAUCUAGUGUGUUGUGCUGUGUACUCCUGGCGGCUCUCACCACUGCCCUCAGACAAUGCGACGAUUGCGUUAAGAUACUUCAGUGUCCAUCAGCGUUGCAGAUAAUCCGCACAGACCAUAGUGCGCCAACAAUCCAACGACUGCAAAAUGCACUCUGUGGUUUCGACGGUGUUCAAAAGGUGUGCUGUUCUGAUUUCUUGACAACUCGAUUUUACGGUAAUAAUGAAAUCGAUGACAACGCAUUAACUUCUGGAGACGAAAUCGAAAAUCAUCGUAGCAUCCGUCUUCUACCAACUGAGUGUGGCGAUAUGGACGGGAACAGAAUUGUCGGUGGAACCGUUGCGGGCCUGUACGAGUUUCCCUGGUUGGCCCUCAUUGCGUACAGAAAUGAAAAAUCUUUGAAAUUUAAAUGUGGAGGUUCCGUUAUAACUGCAAGAUACGUGCUGACCGCCGCGCAUUGCAUCAAUAAAGAUUUAGUAGCAGUUAGAAUUGGAGACUACGACAUAAGCGCACCUGUAGAUUGUGUGGGGGAAGAUGAAAUACGCGAAUGUGAAUCAAAGUAUCAGGAUAUCGCCGUUACCCAUCGUAUACAUCACCCCAAAUUUGUCACAGUACCAAUGAGCCAGAACGACAUCGGACUACUACGUCUCGCUACUUCUGUGGACUUUUCUUACAGAAAUUCAGGUACAAUUUGUUUACCGAUAAUGAGGGAUCUACGAGAAAAAGAUCUAGCACAAGAAGUCGCUACGGUAGCCGGUUGGGGAGCGACAGAGAAUCAACAGCAAUCCAAUGUUCUACUUAAAGUUCAAGUGCCUAUAUUCCCAGAAACGACGUGUAAAUCCUUUUUCAGAAGAUCCUUGCAAUCACCUCUAUAUAAAAAAAGCAGCAUGAAUAACACAAUAUGCGCCGGCGAACCUGGCCGUGAUUCUUGCAAAGGUGACUCCGGAGGACCUCUUAUGAUCGAAGCACCUUACAACGAGACAUAUAAAUUUGUUCAAUUCGGCAUCGUGUCUUACGCAUUUGAGCAAUGCGGUUCAAGCUUACCAGGAGUAUAUACCGAUGUUAGAAAAUAUAUGAAAUGGAUUUUGGAUACCAUUAAACCAUAGAAUUUUUGUCAGACUAAAUAUAUAAUAAAAUUAAUUAAAUUAUAAUGUGAUCCUCUUUUUAACAUAUAGUUUCAUAACGCUAUUGAUUGCUACAUAUAAUAAAUUCAAUGCUUAACC